AUGUCGCUGGAGAGUCUCAAGAGACUCAGACUGGGUUGGAGCAUGAGCACGGAACUACUGCCCCAGCGACAAGGCUCAGAAGAAAAGAACAUCAUGCCGGCUUCGACUCACCCGCAGUCGUAUGCAUUCAGGACCCGCAAGUACGGUUGUCGCCGGACGGGAUCCCGGGAGAGUCCGUUCAUCACUUUUUCUCCAGACGACCACGUCAGUGUUGUGCUGUCCAAGAGUUUUGACCGGCAUACUGCCGGCAUUCUUGGUGCAGCUCCGGACGCAGCUCGAAUGGCCCGGAGAUAUGCUGGACCGCUUCUCUCAGGACAUUCAAGUUCGGCCUUUGGUUUACUGAGUCACGAUGGGACAAGGCGACAUCGGGACAAGGAAGUCCAACAGAACAUUCUUUCACAUCAUGGCAGAGUGCUACCUACUCCACCGCCUUUUCUGGCCAAUGACAACCCUCGUGAACCCUUGUGUAAAUGCACACAUGAACAACGCACAGACUAUGACCGAGGCAAGACAGCUAAGACUAGCGAAGCCCUCAUCUGGGCUGGCUUCCGGCCUUUGUCGGAUGUGUCCAGCAACAAUGUACCAACGAUGACCCUGGCUCAGAAACAUAUCUUGUCUGCCGCUUUCGCCGCCUUUGUCGCAUGGGGCCUUGCAGUACGAUUCGUUCCCGUAUUGCGAUUCCUCGGAUAUGCUUUCACAGCGGGUUGCUUGGUCACUCUCGCCAUCUUCAUCGCAGCGACCCUUACCGCAGCAAUCCCUCCCUCGAGGCUGCGUGAACGAUCCUCAACCCUUUCUGACGUACCCAGAUUCAUCAAGAUUCCCGCAUGGACCGCAGAAUUGAAUACCUAUGACCACUCGCGAUUGUACGAACCCCCGCAACUCUAUGACCAGUCAUUUGUCGUUUCGCAGGCCUUGGAUUCCCUCCUCUCAUUUGCCUUGAGGGAUUUCGUUACAUCAUGGUACAACAAUAUUACGCCUAGUGCAGUCUUUGUCAAUGAGGUGGAUAGAAACAUUAGGACAGCCCUGGUUGAGAUCAGAGAUCGCAUACUGAACGAAGAUAUGGUGAACGUUAUUGUUUCCAAAAUCGUUCCCAUAAUUACAACACAUCUUCAAAACUAUGAUCAAGCUGAACGCGUGGUUCGUGGCAGAAGUUUAAACCGUAAUGUGACGGAAUCAGAAGACUUGGAACUGGCAAUAGCCGCAAAGUACAAGGAUGGGAAGUUGCAUGCAGCAGCCUCGCUCGCCUAUUCUGACGCAAAGACUAUUCAACAAGAUCAUCUUCGGAAAAUCCUGGUUCGAAUCCUACCUGAUCUACUUUCUUCCAGCAUGAUGGGAAGUCGUGCAACCUUGGUUCUUAUCAAGGAAAUUGUCUCCUGCGCAGUCCUGUUUCCUGUGAUGCAGCUUCUUGCUGAUCCAGACACUUGGAACCAAAUCAUUGAAGCGUACGGACGUACCACACUCCAAGAUCGUCAAACCGUGAGAAGGAUGCGGGCAGCGCUCGAUCAGCAUACUUCGCCCAUCAACAAGCCUAGAGCGGAGCAAGAGUUGCCGCGCUUGGCAGCAGAUGACAGUGAGCGAGCGUUCGAGCGAUUUGUUAGAGCCAUUCGCAAGACCAAGAAUUUAUCUGACGCUCGACGUUUUCGUAGCUCAAUCGCCAGCCAGAUUCAGCGGGAAAGCUUAGUCGAAGGCCAGGAUCCGAUUUAUCUACGCAGGCUUGAAAUGGCUAAGCGAGUCCUGGACCAGAAAAUCGCAAAACUGAGUCGGACUGGAUCAACCGUGCAAGCGUCUGCCUCUCAAAACGAUAAUCGUCCCGUCCAGAACUUCAAACCCCGUGAUUGGACUUUAGUGGAGAUCAUGCAUACUGCUUCCGGGCUAUCCUACUUCAUGGAGUACAUGGACCGCCAACAAAAGAUGUCUCUAGUCCAGUUCUGGGUUGUGGUUGAUGGUCUACGAAAUCCGUUAGAAGAUGACUUCGGAGACGAUUCUGUCCCCGGAACAGAACAACGUUGGACAGAUGUUGAUCGAAUGGAUAUUGCGCAGAUUAGCGAGGCCUACAUGCUCAAGCCAGAGCUAAAAAUUCCCCAGGAGAGUAGGGACGCCAUCAAGGCUUUCCUUGUUGCGGGGCGCAAGGCGACACCACCGCAAUACCGAUCGGCGAGAACUGCCAUUUUGUCUGCUCAAUCAGCUGUCUUGGAGGAGUUGACAAUACAACAUCUUCCGAACUUUCGGAAGUCAGACCUGUACUACAAAUUCCUUGCGUCCAGCGAAGCCUCCUCUAUGCAACCCCGGCGGCAGAGCUCCGAUCAGCUUGCGACCCAGGUCUCUCCAGUCCAGAAUAUGGGUGCCAAGCUGCAAGUGCAGUCUCAUGUAAUGGCACGCACGAAUUCACAGCCAGCCAUCAAACCCAAGGAUCUUCGACGUGCUGCAGUGUCCUCCACUGAUGUUCGUAGUCUGAGUUCUUCCAAACUUUUUGAUGAUGAUCUGCCCAAACGCACUGGACCCUCAGCACCUCUUUUUGAUGACGGAUAUGACACAGAUCCGCUCGCGCACUCCACAAAUAGCCUAGGGCAUGAAUCUCUUAACGGCGACGCAGCAGCUGAGCAACGUCAAGUCAUCGAGAGCAUGGAAGCUGCUAUGAAUAACAUCAUGACAGACGGCCCUGUAGAUGAUGGCGGAAGCUAUGAUGAUGAUGCCUUAUUCGGCUCCCCAAUUUCCGUUACCAAAUCGACGAGGGCCUUAGAAUCUCCUCGCGACUCACUGGACUUUCCGAACGUUGACUCGGGGCCUACGAAUAAACUAAAACCGAGUCUGGCCACUUUGGGGUUGGUGAAUACAUCAUCACGUAUUGGAGUGUUCAGUGACAACGAUCUCUUCCCGGAUGAAGAGAAAUUUCUGGAAGAUGAAUAUGUUGACAAAGAGGGCAAAGAUGACGAAAUCGGAGAAGAUGAGAUUCAUGAAGCAGCACCAGGUGAUCUGGGUCUUGCAGAAGCGAUCACAGGGCUCACCAAUGACAUUGAACGGCUCACAUCACAAGAGUCUGUGGUUGAUGCGUUGACACGAAAAGCAGAAUUGACAAACAAUGUUGCCGAGCUCCGGAUUCUCUCGAAAUCCAAAUCAAGUUUACAGCGGGAAAUACGCCGCAAAGAGCUACAACGUCAACAGUACAUUGUUCAAGAGAGUGACAACAGUUUGUACGGCCGAUCCAAAAUUUCGAUUCAGUCAGUUGUGGUAGGCAAGGAAGAAGACGGCCGUGAAUUUGCCUUGUAUGUGGUCGAAGUUCAACGACAAGCAGGUGACCAAAUGCCCUCCGCAGUGUGGGUGGUCACCCGUCGUUACAGUGAGUUUCACGAGCUCCAUCAGCACUUACGACGGAGAUAUCCUUCUACGAGAGACCUGGAGUUUCCACGAAGAAGAGUGGUUAUGAAGCUACAGAAGCAAUUCCUACAGAAUCGACGUACUGGCCUGGAGAACUAUCUCCAACAGUUACUCCGAAUGCCAGAUGUUUGUCGAAGUCGCGAGCUGAGGUCCUUCCUUUCCCAGCAAAGCAUUGGAUCCCAUGACACAAGCAAUGCGACAGAUACACAAGAUAUUGUCAGCCGUAUAUACAACUCGGUGACUGAUGGCAUGGACGAAUUUCUCGGAAACAUUUCAGUACUCGAUCAGCUGUCGGUUGCAGGACAGAACCUGAUAUCUGCAGCCACCAGCCAGCUCGGCAUGGCCCAGCCAGAUGUCGUCUCGAUUGACGCUGGACCUGUCGCCGAAGCGGAGGCAGAGCUAGCGGCCUUCGAAGACAAAGAACUCGAACCAUUUGUUAAGCCCAUCUGCGACAUUUUCCUCGAAACCUUCGAACUCAAUCGGGGGAACAACUGGCUGCGCGGCCGCGCAGUGAUUGUGGUACUCCACCAACUUCUCGGCGGCGCCAUUGAACGCAAGGUCCGCGAACUCGUCAAGGGUUUCACGCAGGAAGACGCACUGCUCAAGUACAUCGCAAUGAUCAAAGACACCAUGUGGCCCGGAGGAGGCAAGAUGAGAGAAUCCAAACCUCGCACUGCGGCGGAGAAAAAGAAAUCCAAAGCCGAGGCCGAGUUGAUGGUCAAGACGCUCGUGCCCGACCUUGCCGCAAGUGUGGUCGGCAGGGCGAACGCGCAGGCCGCCGCCCGAAGGAUAUCUGCGACUAUGAAUAAUGCACGCCUCAAUCAGCACCUCGUGUACACAAUUCUUGACGAAAUCAUUGGAGUUCUUUUUGAAUCCCCGAAGAAAACUUUGGCUUGA
Exophiala bonariae is the source of this 4272-nucleotide messenger RNA. RefSeq lists its product as uncharacterized. Gene Ontology annotation, molecular function: phosphatidylinositol binding. NCBI's taxonomy places the organism in Eukaryota, Fungi, Ascomycota, Eurotiomycetes, Chaetothyriales, Herpotrichiellaceae. The transcript is spliced from 3 exons. Bases 1 to 4272 code for a protein of 1423 amino acids. Gene Ontology annotation, cellular component: intracellular membrane-bounded organelle. The record is from RefSeq and is a predicted model, not a curated record.